Suillus paluster is the source of this 1640-nucleotide messenger RNA. RefSeq lists its product as uncharacterized. The record is from RefSeq and is a predicted model, not a curated record. Gene Ontology annotation, molecular function: DNA-binding transcription factor activity, RNA polymerase II-specific; RNA polymerase II cis-regulatory region sequence-specific DNA binding. Bases 229 to 1551 code for a protein of 440 amino acids. Gene Ontology annotation, biological process: cell differentiation; anatomical structure morphogenesis; regulation of transcription by RNA polymerase II. NCBI's taxonomy places the organism in Eukaryota, Fungi, Basidiomycota, Agaricomycetes, Boletales, Suillaceae. The transcript is spliced from 3 exons.
GAUAUUGGCAUUCCAUCAUACCCGAGUCCCGCAGAAUCUCAUCAUAGCGCGGAUAGCAACUGGAGCAGCUCCUCGUCAUCCGGUCAUAGCCAACAUGAUGGAGUCCAAUCCUACACGUCUCAUUCGCAUCCGCAAUAUACUCCAUCGGUCUCCCGCCACUCAUCUUCUAACGAGCCACAGCACCUACAGCAGCACCCACAUUACCCCGCUUAUCAUGGCAUUCAUCGCAUGGGCCUCGAGCAUACCCGAUACCCAGAUCAACCACCUGCCAGUAACACCACCAUGCACUAUAGACCGCCUCAAUAUCAAUCGGACGCCAUUCUCGCUCCUGAGUUCUACCAAGAACAAAUCAAUCAGGAUCUUGCCAUACCCCAUUUAUCUACCGAACAGCCUUCGGCAUCUCACUCUAGUUCUCGUGGGUCACAGCAGACAUUUUCCAUUGUUCCUGUCGCCGGUGACAGGACUAGACACCUUCUCUUCGAAGACGCAGGACCUUAUCUUCGUGAAACGUUGAACAUCCCACCAUACACGGACGUCAACCUGUGGGCCCUUCCGGAUCCUCCUGAAGGGGAGAAACCCAAUCAGCCCUAUCCUGUACUCAUCAAGUUAGCGAUUUACGGAAGCCCGAACAAGCAACUGACUCUCCAAGAUAUAUACACAGCACUCGAGACACGCUUCAAAUGGUUCAAAGAUCGACGGGACGAGAAGGCCUGGAAGAACUCGAUUCGCCAUAACCUUUCCCUAAACAAAGUCUUCAAACUCGUGCCACGUGCCAUCACAGAGCCGGGGAAAGGGAGCUAUUGGCAACUCGACUGCUCUGACGGCGAGGGCUACAAGCGUACUCGUAAGCGCCGCAGCAAGUCUGCUCGAGCAGCGCUUGAACAGGGCGACGAUGGUAGUUUUUCUGAAGGCGAUGUGGAGACCAUGAGUGCCUCCGGCAUGUCAGCAACUUCGAGUCACAUUUCACAUCGUUUUAGUUCCGCAGCGUCCGACGACUCUUAUAUCGAUCCCGAGUUGCGACAAGGAAGUCAUAUUGUUGGCGAAGGUCGCGCCCGAUCUAGAUCGCGCAGGCCUGGUGCCACCAGUCCAUAUCCCGCCCCUGGACCUCCUCAUCAUUCGCCUCGGUACCAGCAGAGCCAAUUGCCACCUUAUGGAACUCAAGAUUCUGCACCGAGGUUCGGUCAGCCAUCAUUUGGGCAGGCAUCGCUCGGACGCCCAGGAUUCAGUCAGGCGCCACCCAGAGCGCCUGCACCUCCAGCACCUUUAUCCUCGGCAUUUGUGUCGUCAUCCGCCGCGACGUUCGGCCCCAUUCCAAUCACGUCCUCCCGUCCACAGCAUACCUUUGUGACCCACGAUCGCAAUGCGCCCAUUGUCCAGCCUACUCCCAGACCAGGCGUCGAGUUUAUCCACGAAGGUGGCUUGCCUAGUGCGAGACGCAUUCAAGGUUACCCCCAAGGACAGCCUCAGCCGUCUCAUGGGUCUUUGUCGUCGCAACAGAGUAACUCCGGGUACUCUUUUUCUGACCUUAAGGGCAAGGGCAGGACGAUGUGAGCGCCAGUGCCUCAGACCAACGACCCCGCAUUCCUGCAUGCUUCUGUGGGAGAUCGUCUAAGGUCUUCCAUGGAUAUCCUUCAUAUGCU